Messenger RNA from Anopheles nili, 1119 nucleotides. Its product is annotated as coiled-coil domain-containing protein 97. Lineage: Eukaryota; Metazoa; Arthropoda; Insecta; Diptera; Culicidae. Bases 1 to 1119 code for a protein of 372 amino acids. The transcript has a single exon. The record is from RefSeq and is a predicted model, not a curated record.
AUGCGUGAUGCGGACGAUACUACAGAAUCUUUGUCUCUGGUAAACGAAUCGGAAAUGUUCGAUCAUAUAACCCACAAUCCAAAAGUGUUUUUUAAAAACCAACAAAUUAAUGAUCCUGAACUGACUGACAACGAGAAAGGAACGAUCUUGCGCAACGUACUCAACAAGAGCCAUUGUACGUUCCUGUCCCGGUUUGGGGUGUUCAUGAAGGACGAACAUUUGAGGUUUUUCGAGCAAGCCGAACAGACGCUCGGAUACAGCCCGGACGAGCGGUAUGAAAUCGACUAUCAUCUGGAUCGCAUCCGGAGGCUACGUAACGGAGGCCGCGCUGUGGAGGUACGCAAUCGACGGUACGCAGCUCUACUGAAAAUGUGCACGGAUGGAACGUACUUUAGCGAAACGGAAAUGAUGCAACGUGAACCGCUUUUGUAUGAGCAACUUGUGGGCCAGUUCAUGACAGAGCAGGAGAAACGUGAGCGAGAUGCCAGUGUAGCGGUACCGCGAAGCGUAGUCAGCAUCCUGUUCAAUCAGAUCGAUAAAGAGCAAGCGAAGGAAACGCUGCAUAAACUGGAAUCGGAGGAAUGCCGCCAGGAGCAAGGGACAGAUGAUUCCGAGGAAGCAGCCAACCUAACGCGUCCAAAUUCCCCAGGGGUGUCACGAGCACAGUGGGGAAACUUUGACGACGAAGAGGAGACACGGUUGGCCGCUCGUCGUCAAGAGUGCCAGAAGCGGGCAAGACAGCGCCGUCUCGCUAUACCUCCGAUACACCUGGUUACCGCAGGUGAACGCGAUUUGAUGCGGGAUGAGUUCAUCGGUAUCAUGUACGCUCGGUUCAUAGCUGGCGAGGAGGAGGAAUUCGAUUACUCGCAGGUGGACGAUUCGAUGGAAUACGACGAUCUCGAUAUCGUGGAACAGGAUGAGCAGGAGAAGUAUUUCGACAGAGACGAAGAACCAGAAACGGACGACCAGACGGUUGUCGGGGAUGGGGGAGAAGAAAGCGAGGAUGAUUUAGAUGUUUACAUGCGACAUUUGAAUCAACAUCUUGAGCAACAGGAAAGAACUGCUGAGAGGAACGAGAUCGUUCGCGAUCCCAUUUGUGAGUACGAUAGCGACGAAUGA